ACGUCAGGACGGCUCAUGCCCAUGUCCCAAUGGCUUGUGGUGGCUCUUGCCCACGUCCCCACGGCCCCGGCCACCCCAAACCCAGGGGGGGUCGCUCACCCCCGUCCCUCUCUCUGCCCCCCAGCCAAGAAGAAGAACAAGAAGGGCAAGACCCUGACCCUGACGGAUUUCCUGGCGGAGGACGGGGGCGGCGGCGGCGGCCCCACCUACAUCCCCAAACCCGUCAGCUGGGCCGACGAGACGGAUGACCUGGAAGGAGACGUUUCUACCACUUGGCACAGUAACGAUGACGACGUGUACCGGGCCCCCCCCAUCGACCGCUCCAUCCUCCCCACCGCCCCCCGGGCCGCUCGGGAGCCCAACAUCGACAGAAGCCGCCUCCCCAAAUCCCCCCCGUACACCGCCUUCCUGGGCAACCUGCCCUACGACGUGACCGAGGAGUCCAUCAAGGACUUCUUCAGAGGACUCAACAUAAGUGCUGUGCGUUUGCCGCGGGAGCCCACCAACCCGGAGAGGUUGAAAGGUUUCGGAUACGCCGAGUUCGAAGACAUCGACUCCUUGUUCCAGGCUCUGAGCCUCAACGAAGAGUCUUUAGGGAACAGAAGGAUACGAGUGGAUGUUGCUGAUCAAGCUCAGGAUAAAGAUCGGGACGAUCGUUGCUUUGGCAGAGACCGGGAUCGGUUCCGGGACUCGGAGAGGUUUGAGAGCGACUGGAGGGCCCGUCCCGCCGCCACCGACAGCUUCGAUGACUACCCCCCCCGCCGGGGCGACGACAGCUUCGGAGACAGGUAUCGCGACCGUUACGACGACCGAUAUCGUGACGGUCCCCGCAGGGACAUGGACCGCGGCUUCGGGGGCAGGGAUCGCUACGAUGACCGCAGCAGGGACUACGACCGAGGUUACGAUUCCAGGAUAGGCAGCGGCAGGAGGGCUUUUGGCAGCGGCUACCGCCGGGAUGACGACUACCGAGGCUACGAGGACCGCUACGACCGGCGGGACGACCGCAUGGACCGGUGGAACGGCCGGGAUGAUUUCCGCCGCGAUGACCGAGGUCCCACCCAGAGGCCGAAGCUGAACCUGAAGCCCCGGAGCGCCCCCAAAGAGGAGGAGACCUCGGUGGCCCCCGCGGCCCAGUCCAGCCGAGCUGCCUCCAUCUUCGGGGAGGCCAAACCGGUGGACACGGCGGCCAGGGAGAGGGAGGUGGAAGAGAGGCUACAGAAGGAGCAGGAGAAGCUUCAACGCCAGCUGGAGGACGACAAGAGGAUAGACAGACGUCCCCGAGAGAGGUGGGACACCACAGGAGGACGGGGAGAGGGCUUCCUCCUGCCCCCACGGUGGGAUCUUGGGCUUCAGACCAGACCUGGGGGGUGUCACAGAAUUGGAGAAUCAGAGCCCUGA
Messenger RNA from Calidris pugnax (ruff), 1398 nucleotides. RefSeq names its product eukaryotic translation initiation factor 4B (gene EIF4B). Bases 16 to 1398 code for a protein of 460 amino acids. The transcript is spliced from 8 exons. The record is from RefSeq and is a predicted model, not a curated record. NCBI's taxonomy places the organism in Eukaryota, Metazoa, Chordata, Aves, Charadriiformes, Scolopacidae. Gene Ontology annotation, molecular function: RNA binding.